GUCUAAAGAAACGGGUCAUCAUCAACAACACCGACGGACCGAGCGACUCGACUCAGUGAACUCCCCGUGCCUACACGUUUCCCGACGAAUCCUUGAAUCCUCCGAGUCUCCAUACAUUCUACAAUACUCCCCAGCGUACCGGCAUCUAACAUGGCGCCAAUCUUUGGUGACUCUUCGCGCCCCAAGAGGAAGAGUACCACUACCAACACGGCCGCCAACGGGGAGAAACCAGUCUUCGCGUUCAACGCGCCGAGUACCUCCGGGAGUAGCGGAUUCUUCAGAACGGACGCAUCACCUCUCGCGCAGCAUCGCCCCCAACAAAUGGAGGACGGCUGGGACAUGGGAGAAGAUAGGAGUGACGAGAGUCAAGUCGAGAUGGACGAUUCACGGGCGGAAUACGAAACUUCAGACACAGAAAUAGAGCUGAUCAAGCCGGAGUUUGUGGCUUUUGCGACCCGGCUGGAUGAUUCGGGGAUACUGCGACAACCAUUGACGAACAAUACCGAAGAAAGUGCCGCCGCCGCCUACGAUUUGAUCUCGACAUUUCAGAGCUACGCAGCUGUACUCAUGGAGGAGUCUGAGCGGGCCUUGGAGGAUAUGACGGACACCACGCUCGAAGAUCCUCGAGAGGAAUAUGACAUCAACGAGACCAAGGAGCAGGCGCGGUACUGGCAGCUUGAGCAUCAAACAUGGGAGCUUUUUGGGGCUCUUAUAUCGCAUCGUCUGUCUGUUGGCAACCGCCGCCACGACAUGAACUUGCCAGGCGACUUGGCAAACGACAGAUUCUCCAGCGAUGUCCGUAUUAGGGAGCAUUUCUUCGACGCAGACACAUCAUUUACGGAGUUGACCAUAGUGCUUGAGUGGUUACGCCGCUACUCGCCGGCGCCUACCGCCGACGAAAUCGAGGUUCCAGGACUUUACCGCGAAGGAGGAGGUUGGAUUUACACGAAGGAAGAGAUCAAGAAGCAAAAGCGGAUGAAUCAGAAUAAGCAGCUGUCGCUCUUUGGCGCUAGGGGUAGUGCUUUUACACCAGCAUCAUCGCAGAAUUAUGUCACCGAACUCGAUCCCGAUGCACCCAGUCGACAGGGACGACAGUUGGAAGAGCAGGACGAAGCAUGGGAACAGUACUUGAUGAAGCUAGUGUGGGGAUUCCUGAGGAAAGGAGAGAUUGAUACCGCACGUGACAUGUGCGAGGACGCCGGCGAGUUCUGGAGAGCAGCAAGCUUGAAUGGUGGGCUGGAUGCAUGGGAUCCUAGAAUUGACGGCGUCCGGGAGACGGACGAGGAGGAUUUUGCUGUCAAAGGAAACAGAAGGAGGGAGCUUUGGAAGCGGAUGUGCUAUGCUCUCGCACGUCGAAGGGGAGGCAAUCCGUAUGAGAAGGCUUCCUACGGAAUCCUGUGUGGCGAUGUGGAAAGUGUGUUGCCGGUGUGCACAACAUGGGAGGACCUCCUCUUCGCUCAUGUCAAUUCCCUUGUCGAAGGAUUCUAUUCGGCCAAACUCGCCGAGCUAUCCAGGAUUCCCGCGGCGGUGACACGAUUCCCUAGCUUUGAUGCCAUAGCCUACCAUACUCGGGGCUCUCUGAGCGACGAAACAAUUAUGCCUCGGAUAUUAGACGAAAUAGCUGCCAAUAGCAACGUCAAAGAAGCGAAGCUGCCGCUUCGGUCAAUUCAAGGCUCAUUGAUUUCCCUCCGCUUCCCCGCACUCAUACAGGAGCUCGCCAGACAACUGCGACAAUUCGAGGAGGUUCCAGACUAUGAUCCACAAAAGGAUGAUAUUCCGAUCGCCGUAGAUGCAACCGAUCCCCGGACGCUGCGUGUCGCCGUCCAUAUCCUCAUGGUUCUACAGGCUUUAAAUGCUGGUUCCGAAGAGGGCACAGCAUACCACGUGGCUGCGGAGAGGGUGAUUUCAGGAUACGUCUCUACUCUUGGCGAGUGCGAUAAGUUUGAGCUCGUGCCGCUAUAUGCGUCGCGCCUGUCACCGGAAAAGGCGAUCGCUAUAGUCGGUAAGACCUUGGUCCACUUCAAAGGCGAUGGUGCCAAGCGGGAGGAACUCAUUCAGCAAAUGCACCAUCACGGAAUCGAUGUGGAUGGAUGUCUGAAAAAGACUAUGGAAAUCUCGCUGCAACUGUCGGAACCCCACUACUCAACAUCAAUCGUUGACGGGGCAAAGAGUUUCAAUGGCUUCACUGGCGAGCUCCGACCAGAGGACCAGCAGCUCAUCAGCGGCUUGGAGUGGUUGAUGUUGGGUAGCGUCUCGCUACAGAGCGAGCUCGUUCGUGGGGCAUGUGAUGUUUACAAGCGGUUCCUGCUCACCGGGCGCUUGUACGCUGCCAAAACGCUUCACACCGACGUCCACUCGAACAGAGUCAUAUUCACUCGGGGUGCUAACGGACAUUCGGGCGAUCCGAUGGAGGAGAACGAAGGAAACGGCCUGGAUGACAGCGAGGAAACUCAGCUUCUGGUGGCUGUAUAUCUCGCCAUGGAGAGCCUUAUCGAUGCUAUGAUUGCUCUCGAGGAGUGGCGCGAAGCCCUUAAGAAUCUUCCCGAACGACCAGAUAGGACAACCGCCCGCAGACUUAAGCCUGUCUAUGACAAAGUGGUCAGGUAUCUCGCCCCCAUGGUUAAGGACUUCUGCGACGAGGAACAGCUCUUGCAACUCACCGGGAUUCGUCAAAUCCGUCAAAUUUACGUUCCUGAAAUGGUCAUUGCCUUGCACAACGUCUAUAUGGACGCCGGAAACUACAUCAACCCUAGCUACAUGAUGAACGCCCUUGAGCUUACGGCUGAGGUUGCAAACCCCGGAAAAAACAUCUUGGAUACGUUCAGGGAAACUGGUCGGCUGGCUGAGUACGUCGAUGUGAUUGCGGCUGCUAGCAGGACGCUCUUGGGCGCUACUCAAGAUGGGGCGAAGGAUUUGGUGAUCUGGGCUGUCGACAAGUAGGGCACCACUUGUAAUACCUCUGGCCAACGGUGACGCGGUGUGAAUUUCGGGGCUGUAUGUACUACAGAUAUGGACGCCGCACGGGAGUUUCAUAGGCGGGUAUACUUAAGUAGGCAUUUGAAUUCUUGAUCAUA
This is a messenger RNA of Tricharina praecox, 3074 nucleotides long. RefSeq names its product 107-domain-containing protein. The transcript is spliced from 7 exons. The record is from RefSeq and is a predicted model, not a curated record. Gene Ontology annotation, cellular component: nuclear pore outer ring; nuclear pore. Gene Ontology annotation, molecular function: structural constituent of nuclear pore. Gene Ontology annotation, biological process: regulation of DNA-templated transcription; post-transcriptional tethering of RNA polymerase II gene DNA at nuclear periphery; mRNA export from nucleus. Bases 151 to 2940 code for a protein of 929 amino acids. Lineage: Eukaryota; Fungi; Ascomycota; Pezizomycetes; Pezizales; Pyronemataceae.